Messenger RNA from Aegilops tauschii subsp. strangulata, 2337 nucleotides. RefSeq names its product prolycopene isomerase, chloroplastic. Gene Ontology annotation, molecular function: oxidoreductase activity; carotenoid isomerase activity. The record is from RefSeq and is a predicted model, not a curated record. Lineage: Eukaryota; Viridiplantae; Streptophyta; Magnoliopsida; Poales; Poaceae. Gene Ontology annotation, biological process: carotenoid biosynthetic process.
UUCUUCGUCCCCUUCCCGCCGCGGCAUCCACCCUUCUCCCUCCGCGCCAGAUUCCUCCACUCCACUCCAAGCCGGAAUAAAAUACCCGACCCGACGCCACACAAAACGACGGCCCAGCCGGUUCCCCCCGCCUCCACGCCUCGCCGCCAUGCCGCUCCUCCUCUCGCCCCUCACGGCGCGGUGCCUCCACCGCUCCCCGCACCUCCCCGCGCCCGUCGCGCACCGCCCCUCCCGCCCCCGUCCCUUCGGCGGCGAGGCCCGCGGAGGCGGCAGGGGGAGGGUGGCGGUGGUGUCGGAGAGGCAGGCGGCGGCGGUGGAGACGUCCCCCGGAGGAGAGGGAAGCGACGGGGAGCGAUACGACGCGAUAGUGGUCGGGUCCGGGAUCGGGGGCCUGGUGGCGGCCACGCAGCUGGCCGCGAAAGGGGCCCGGGUGCUGGUCCUCGAGAAGUACAUCAUCCCCGGGGGCAGCUCCGGGUACUACCGCCGCGACGGGUUCACCUUCGACGUCGGCUCCUCCGUCAUGUUCGGGUUCUCCGACAAGGGAAACUUAAAUUUGAUAACGCAAGCACUAGAAGCUGUUGGAUGUAAGAUGGAAGUCAUACCAGACCCUUCUACGGUUCAUUUCCAUCUACCUGGUGCUCUCUCUGUUCUUGUGCAUAGGGAGUAUAAUGACUUCAUCGAAGAGCUGGUUAGCAAAUUCCCGCAUGAAAAAGAAGGAAUCCUAAAAUUCUAUGGUACAUGUUGGAAGAUCUUCAAUUCAUUAAAUUCUUUGGAACUAAAGUCCUUGGAAGAACCUCUAUACCUAUUCGGGCAAUUUUUUAAGAAGCCUUUGGAAUGCUUGACUCUCGCAUACUAUCUGCCACAGAAUGCGGGGGAUAUUGCUCGCAAGUUCAUAAAAGAUCAGCAGUUGCUAUCCUUCAUAGAUGCUGAGUGUUUUAUUGUGAGCACAGUCAAUGCCUUGAAAACACCCAUGAUCAAUGCGAGCAUGGUAUUGUGCGAUAGGCACUUUGGAGGAAUUAAUUAUCCAGUUGGUGGUGUUGGUGGUAUUGCGGUGUCUUUGGCAAAUGGCCUUGUUGAAAAGGGCAGUGCAAUACGUUACAAGGCGAAUGUGACCAAUGUUAUUCUUGAAAAUGGGAAAGCUGUUGGAGUGAGGUUGUCAAAUGGGAAGGAGUUAUUCGCUAGAACAGUAAUAUCAAAUGCCACAAGAUGGGACACAUUUGGAAAACUCGUGAAGGCUGAAGAGCUUCCAGAAGAGGAGAAAAACUUUCAGAAGAACUAUGUUAAAGCGCCAUCUUUUCUAUCCAUUCAUCUGGGUGUCAAAGCCUCAGUUUUACCUGCUGGUACUGAUUGCCACCAUUUUGUACUGGAGGAUGACUGGUCGAACUUGGAAAAGCCUUAUGGAAGCAUAUUUUUAAGUAUCCCUACAGUUCUUGAUCCAUCCUUGGCUCCUGAAGGACAUCACAUACUUCAUAUAUUUACAACUGCAGGUAUAGAAGAUUGGGAGGGUCUACCUAGGAAGGAUUAUGAGCAGAAAAAGGAGCUUGUGGCAAAUGAGAUCAUACGAAGACUUGAAAAUAAGUUGUUUCCUGGUCUUCAAGACUCAAUAGUCCUCAAGGAGGUAGGAUCCCCAAAAACUCACCGCAGAUUUCUUGCCCGAAAUGAUGGUACAUAUGGACCCAUGCCACGGGGUAAACCCAAGGGUUUGCUGGCAAUGCCUUUCAAUACCACUUCAAUAGAUGGACUUUACUGUGUGGGCGACAGCUGUUUUCCUGGGCAAGGAGUGAUUGCUGUGGCAUUUUCAGGGGUCAUGUGUGCUCAUCGUGUUGCAGCAGACAUAGAUCUUGAACAAAGGUCUCCUAUUCUAGACACGGGCCUUCUUGGUGUCCUCAGAUGGUUGAGAACACUCGCAUAAAAUGAUGUCAGACGGAGACCUAGAGCAGGUCUUAUUGUUUACACAGAAGAAGCGGCGGCAGCCUCGCAUAUAUCGGGGUUUCCACAUGACCGGUCGGGUGUUGACCCAUCCAUACAAUGAUCCAGCAGCAGGCUUUAUGUAGCCAUUUUUGUUGCUGCCUGGUGUAUACGCACGCAAAGUUGGAUUUCAAGGAUGUUUCCUGAAACCCCCAAAUGGUCGAGAAUAUACUGAUGGUGAUCUGUAACUAGAGAGCUGGUGAUCUGGUAUUCUGAUCAUUUAUCUGCUUGUCUCUCUGCAAAGUGCGAUACUACUCCGCACAGAGUUGUAACAAACUAAGGUCGAUCUGGUAUAUGUUGUAACAAACUAAGGUCGAUCUGUGCCACGCUGUAAUUUAGGGAAGAUGAAGCAGCUCAUAUAUUCUGGCA